Molecule: messenger RNA, 1154 nt
Organism: Corylus avellana
Lineage: Eukaryota; Viridiplantae; Streptophyta; Magnoliopsida; Fagales; Betulaceae
Source: RefSeq, a predicted model, not a curated record
UCUCUCAGCAUCCAACCCAAACAGUAUGAUAUUUUUCCAAUCUUAUUACUCUUUCCAUUCACCCAAAUAAUCUCUAUAUUAAAUCACGCAAACUCUCUCCUGCACCUUCUUCUUAUUCAUCUCCUCCCAACCAAACCAAGGCGCAAAUUCUCCUGCACCUUCUACUACUGCUAGCUCAUCGAUCGGAUUAUGAGAUAAUGGGCAUCAUCAAAUACUUGAAUCUCCAAAUGAUACCAUGGUGCUUCCACUUGAUGGGAAGCCCUGUGUCUUGCAUGCAACUCCAGCCUGAGCCAGAGCCAGAGCCACCUGUCCCGACCAUAAAGCUCAUCAAAUCCGAUGGCUUCGUCAAGAUCUUUCACCGUCCAAUCCACGUCUCGCAGAUCAUGGUAGAGUUUCCAAAGCACCUGGUGUGCCGUGCCGAUUCCUUUUACAUUGGCCAGAAGAUUCCGGCUCUUUCCGAGGAUGAGCUGCUUCAGCUGGGCCAAAAGUACUUUCUUCUUCCCAAACAUUUCUUCCAAUCCGUGCUCUCAUUCGUGACCAUAGCCUCCUUCGCCUCCUCUCCACCCGAACAAUCCCCGCUUUCGUUGAUCUCUAAAGAUUCAAGGAAUGCGUUUCUAAAGAAAGCAGCCGUUUGUCAACCUUUUGAUAUAGAGAAAACCCCAUCUGGGUGUCUAAGGAUACGCGUCUCGGAUGAGUUCAUUUCGCAAUUAUUAGAAGAAGCGGAGAUGGGAGAGGAGCAGGAAAAUAAUGAGAGUUCAAGUAAAUCUAAGAGUGUAGUAUGCACAACGCCUCAAUUGCAGAAGGAGUACUCGCAGCUUGUUGGAUCGCAUCAGUGGAAGCCCAAGCUUGAAACGAUAAGAGAGACAGAGAAGACAAAACUCUCUUCAUUUGGGAUGAAGAGAAGGAAGAAAUCUCACUCCAAAGCACCUCAAAAGACGCUCCUAUCCGAACACCACCCUCAUGUAACAACUUGUACCAAGCCUCCUUCAAAAUCCAAGAUCAAGAUUAGAUCAAGAAAAUGAUAUUUAUAGAAAGAGCUGGUUUUUUUUUCUUUUCUUUUCUUUUUUAUAAGUCUUUUUAAGGUUUUUAUAUAGAACCUGAAUAUUCUGUAAACUUGAUUACAAUUGGGUAGAUAUAAAUGCUUUCGAAAUGCA